UUCCCGCCGCCUUCCUGCGCUCCUGCCCACUGCCCAUGCCGGCUCCCACACCGUCGUACGACUCCAGCCGCUGCCGCGUGAAUACCCGGGCGCUUUCAGGCUCAGCAUCAGAACAGUCUCUUUUUGGACUGGGACAUGGCAUCCUUCAAGAAAGUCACCCUCUCAGUGCUUAGCCAGGAGCAGUCGGAAGGGGUUGGAGCGAGAGUUCGCAGAAGCAUUGGCAGACCUGAGUUAAAAAAUCUGGAUCCAUUUUUACUGUUUGAUGAGUUUAAAGGUGGUAGACCAGGUGGAUUUCCUGAUCACCCACAUCGAGGUUUUGAAACAGUAUCUUACCUCCUGGAAGGGGGCAGCAUGGCCCAUGAAGACUUCUGUGGACAUGUUGGUCAGUUGAACCCAGGAGACCUGCAGUGGAUGACCGCGGGCCGGGGCAUUCUGCAUGCGGAGAUGCCAUGCUCAGAGGAGCCAGCCCAUGGCCUACAACUAUGGGUUAAUUUGAGGAGCUCAGAGAAGAUGGUGGAGCCUCAGUACCAGGAACUAAAAAGUAAAGAAAUUCCUAAACCCAGUAAGGAUGGUGUGACAGUUGCUGUCAUCUCUGGAGAAGCCCUGGGAGUGAAGUCCAAGAUUUACACUCGCACACCAACCUUAUAUUUGGACUUCAAAUUGGACCAAGGAGCAAAGCAUUCCCAGCCUGUUCCUAAAGGGUGGACAAGCUUCAUUUACACCAUUUCUGGAAAUGCGUAUAUUGGACCUGAUGAUGCACAACAAAAAAUAGAACCUCAUCACACAGCUGUGCUGGGGGAAGGUGACAGUGUCCAGGUGGAGAACAAGGAUCCUGAGAGAAGCCACUUUGUCCUUAUUGCUGGGGAGCCAUUAAGAGAACCAGUUGUCCAACAUGGUCCAUUCGUGAUGAACACCAAUGAAGAGAUUUCUCAGGCCAUUCUUGAUUUCAGAAAUGCAAAAAAUGGGUUUGAAAGAGCCAAAACCUGGAAAUCAAAGAUUGGAAACUAGUGAAGAGCACAAGAGCAGGUCUUGAUGCUUUCUGGAAUUCUGCCAUUUGUGGCAUCCAUUCAGUUAAUGCAUUCAUUUUUCAAAGCUGACAAAGCCGGUGCUUCUGAAGAAUUCCACACUAAAAUGAUAACAUGAUUUUUAUAGCAAUGUAUGUGAGAUAU
Molecule: messenger RNA, 1169 nt
Organism: Molossus molossus (Pallas's mastiff bat)
Lineage: Eukaryota; Metazoa; Chordata; Mammalia; Chiroptera; Molossidae
Gene: PIR
Product: pirin
Exons: 10
Coding region: 136-1008 (290 amino acids)
Biological process (GO): monocyte differentiation
Cellular component (GO): nucleus
Molecular function (GO): quercetin 2,3-dioxygenase activity
Source: RefSeq, a predicted model, not a curated record